Pomacea canaliculata is the source of this 2858-nucleotide messenger RNA. RefSeq lists its product as uncharacterized. The record is from RefSeq and is a predicted model, not a curated record. Lineage: Eukaryota; Metazoa; Mollusca; Gastropoda; Architaenioglossa; Ampullariidae. The transcript is spliced from 18 exons. The coding region runs from base 863 to 2140 and encodes 425 amino acids. Gene Ontology annotation, molecular function: calcium ion binding.
AACACAUUUGUACACUUCAGCCAUUUAGCACCAGCCACUCAAAUAUUUUACCAUGGUACCACAUAAAACGUUUCAUAAAACACUCCCCAAAACGCGCGACAUGCAGAAGGCUGCAGGGAUUGAGCGCGGCAAAGACGCGGUAGGCGGCAGCGGCAGCGGAAGCGGAAGCGACAAAGUUUGCUGGUAUUCAUCAUGGCACGCGUGUCUGGGCGGCACUUUCUGAUACGGACCCUGAGAUUCGUUGGUGUGAAUAUAACCGUUGGCGCGCCCGCCUGCCCACUCGCCAUCUGGAGCAGCAAUAGUCAGGUUGUAGCUGGUGUCCCCAAUAUUAAACUUGUUGACCGCGGCUCAGGUGGUGUCGCCAGCCUCCACUUCGCCUGAACUAGAAACGGAACUUCUGAAGAUUAGCUUUCGAAAACAUGUGGAUUUAUAACAACGUGAAAUAAAGUGAUUGGCGAGGGAUGGUCUCCACUUGCUGCAAGACUGGGAGAGGGGUUCCAGGAGUCUGGUCUAAACACUCGACAUCGAGCGAGGCCGGACUCUCAUACAAGUAGUCGGACAGCAGUAUGGAUAGCCAAGAGAGGCUAAACAAAAUGGCGAGGCUGGUUUUCAACAAGGAUAACCUGAUGCAAAUAAAAGAGGGACUUAACCUUCUGUUUGACCUCUUCAUCGAUGUCAUCGACACACCCUUUGAACAUGGCAACUGCUUCACACACAGCGAAGUUAUGCUUCGUUUCGAAAGUGUGGAACAGAAAAAGUGGCGGCCAGUCAGAAAUAUGUUUCUGUUAGAUCCUUUCUAUGGGUAUGUACAAGGGGAUUUCAGCGACGAAGAGAAGACAUCCCUGCCAAAGUUCUUUUGGACAUGAUCAACGUCUUCAACCAGAUUCGCCAGGACUGUGUGCAAAAACUGGAGGGUUAUCAGAAGAUGUUUGCGGAAGUUUCCAAAGAGAAACGGCAGUUAGAGGCUCAUCUCGCCAAACUGGAGCUGAAGGAGUCGGAACAGCGUGUGGCCUCAACACAAGAGAAAACAGAAUACAAGUCUGCGAGAUCCACCAUCGAGUUCCUGGAGAAAGCACUGAAGGAAAAAAAUGAAAAGAUUGCAGAAUUGCAAAGACAGAAGAACGUACAGCUGUGGGAAAGAGAGAAGGAAAGAGUCUUAGCCGACUCCCAAAAGAAAAUGGAGGUUCUAGAAGGACAGGUGGUCGACUUAAGGAGACAGAACGCAUCCUUACAGAAAAAAUAUUCAAUGGUGGAUGACCAGUACAAACGACUCAGACUGAAGAGUGAACUCACAGGUGGCCCGCUGAUGCCAGCAGUCAACAAAAGUGAAGACGAGCUGAAACGGCAGAUCUACUUGUUGGAAAAGGAUUUGACAGCACUGGAACAAGAACUUUACAACCAACAACGGACUUUUUCAACAGUUUUGUGCGGUAUUAAGACUGACUUAUACAUCGUUGGGGAGACGCUAACAGACCCCGACACAGGCCAGAUUCCGUUCAAGGAUUUUGUUCGUCUGAACAGCAUGGUCGACUCCCUUGCUACAGCAAUGGCAGAGGGCGACAUUGAAUCAGCACGGUCCAGCCUUCCACCGCACUACACAUACCUCCCGUCUGAUUUCAAAGUAAAACGUGUGAAGAGAGUGUCCAACGUAUCUCGGUUUAAGUUACCUCCUAUGCGCGGGAUAAGCUCACGGCAUUUAGUUGGGAAGAGAGGAAACAACGAAAAUGGGGGAGAGUUUGAUGAAUAUGAAGGGCCAAUAGAGGAGAAUCCAGAACUUGUAAAUCGUGAAACAAAUGUCAUCAAUUUCAUCAACUGCAUGAAGCACUUUCCUCAUCUGUCUGUGGAUUUCAUCAAAGAGCACUGGGCAAAGUUCAAAGAAUUCGAUGUCAACGGUGACUGCUCACUGGACUUUUCCGAGGUUGUGCGUGCACUAACCUCCAUGGGCCUUCAGUUCACCGCACAACAAGCGGAGGAAGCAAUGAAGGAGGCAGACGUAAACAGAAGUCGAUCACUGGACUUUUAUGAAUAUGUCCUGGUCGCCGACAAACUAGUUAGUAGAUCUGGAAGAUCGGAAUUGUUUCAUUCAAGUGUGGCAAACCAAGACCGCAGGGUGGUGGCCAGGACAUGCACUGUACAGUAACUUGAGAACUUCAAUGAGGAGACCAUUCCUUUGCUCAUUCGUUCAUUUUUGUCGCCUUACAAAAGUUGAGGAUUAUUCGAGACUACUUUGCUGAUGAUUGAUAAUGGUGAUUAUUUGUAAACAGCAUUUCCCCGUGUGAAUGCAAGCUCAGUGCUUUGCACACAAAAGACUACAAACGGAGCGACAAUCCGUCCAAAAAACAUCAGUGUCAGCAAACAAAUGACAACAGGAAAAAAAAAAAUGCGUGAGUGAAAAGUUAACGAAUGAUUAUUCAAGAUGGUUCUUAAAGAGAUGAGUUUCGAGACAGGACUUGAAAGUUUCGAGUACAGAGACAGUUCGAAGAGAAAGUGGCAGAGAGCUCCAAAUGGUUGGGGCCUGAAGAGGAGAAGUGUCUGAAGAAUUCCGAUACGUGGCACAGAGAGAAGGAAAACACAUCGAAGAAACCGAAGAAAAACUGGUUUAUUUCUUGAUAUUAUUAGACACAUGGAUGGAAGGAAUGAACACUAUGACUGACAGAAUGAAGGAGGCAAAGAAGGAAUUUCUGUUUCUUGCUUGCGAAGACGGAGUGAAAGGGGUGCACGUGCAAUUCUUACAGUAAACAUUGCGAACGAGAAAAGUUCUUCUACAACUGGGUGUCGGAUCCAUUGACAGUUGUUAUUCGAAAAGAGAGACUCGUUGUACACAAUAAAAUGUGAAUAAAGUAAAACUGUUCAUGCAA